Messenger RNA from Onychostruthus taczanowskii (white-rumped snowfinch), 1955 nucleotides. It is a transcript of the gene RBP1, whose product is annotated as retinol binding protein 1. The transcript has 5 exons. Gene Ontology annotation, biological process: retinoic acid biosynthetic process; fatty acid transport; vitamin A metabolic process. Gene Ontology annotation, cellular component: cytosol; nucleus. Lineage: Eukaryota; Metazoa; Chordata; Aves; Passeriformes; Passeridae. The record is from RefSeq and is a predicted model, not a curated record. Gene Ontology annotation, molecular function: fatty acid binding. The coding region runs from base 1064 to 1687 and encodes 207 amino acids.
UCCUGGAGGGAGGAUUGGCUGUGGAAGGGAUAAAGAAAAUUGCCCACCUGGUUUUAAUAGAUGGUGAUGGAAUACACACUUCUGGUUACAUCUCGCAUUGCAACCUAAGAUGAGUGGGUGUCUUUUCUUCUCUGUUCCAGAGUCUUCUCAAGAGCAAGCAAUUGCCAAAGGCCCAGAGUAAAUAAAAUAUCCAGUAGGGGCUUCAGUUGUACCAUAUGCAAACAUCUGAGAGGCUCAGUACUUGAGCUCUGAUGUUAGUGGGGAAAAUCCGUGCUCCUCUCUGCUGGUUGUCUGUUACGCUGAUUGAGUGUCUCUCAUUUCUGACAGGAGUCACUUUCAGAGAAUACAGAACUCUAUAAGUGCUUCCUCUGUGUUUCAGAGCUCCUCAACUGAAACCAUUCAUGCAGCAGUGAUGUAGCAUUUAUCACUGUACAGAAUAACCACUGCUUCCAAGUACAAGUUUCCACCUAACUGGUCCUUCUGAGCCCCCACCUGGCCAAGAAGCUUCCACUUGUGGUUCUUUAGGAUUCAGGAGCUUGUGGAACAAGUUAAAGGAAUACCAGACACUAAUAGCUUUGACUGAAAGGGUCUGUAUGAUUGUUUUCUUGAAAGAAAGCAUAAAGUAGCUGAAACCUAUUCAAGAAAGACUUUGGCUCAAAAAACACACAAGAUAAGCACUUUUAUGGCUUUGGCUAAUAUCCUAAACUAAAGCUAUUUGAAAGGGUUGCUUGUUUUUUUUUCUGAGUGUCAUGAAGAAUGAAGAGUAAUAUGGUUAAAACGGAUUUCCCUUACAGAAGUGAUAUGAAAGGUGAAUAUUUCAUUCAUUUUAAAUCAAGUCAUCCUGCUGUCAUUAGAAACCCUCAGAGGUUCAGCCUGGUAGAAGGAUUUAAAGGCAGCACUUCAACAAUAAUCGGAUUAGAAGGACUUGCAUAGCUCCAUGGUCUAAAAAAGAGAUAAAAGAAACCAGAGCUCAAACUUGCCACAAAGCAAGGCAGUGAGUUGUGUGGUGCAGAAUCAACCCACAGUUCUGAGCCAGUGAUUUUGACAGUCACCUGAAGCAGGGAUGCCUGCAGACUUCAAUGGCUAUUGGAAAAUGGUCAGCAAUGACAAUUUUGAGGAGUAUCUGAAAGCACUGGAUGUAAAUGUUGCUGUAAGAAAAAUAGCAAACUUGCUAAAGCCUGACAAAGAAAUCCUUCAGAAUGGGGAUCAUAUGAUCAUUAAAACGCUGAGCACUUUUAGAAACUACAUCAUGGAAUUUGAUGUAGGGAAGGAGUUUGAGGAGGAUUUAUCUGGGGUGGAUGAUCGCAAGUGCAUGGUAAGAAGUAGAACUUCAGCACUGGAUAAAAUGAAUAUUGAUAACCUGAGGCUUUUCACAGAACGUCUUUUAACCAUCCAGGUGGCUAUUCCUGAAAUUAUUUCUAUACUUCUCAGUUUGCCAAGAGAGAGCAGAAGGGGCCCGUCUCAGGCUCUGUCAGAAUGGACUCUGGUCUCUUCUGUCUGUGCCUCAGUGAGGAGGAGCAGUUUCCUUUUUCCUGCCUUGUCCCACCCUGCUUGCACCUUGGGCAUGAGUCCCUGCCUACCACUGUGUCUUGGGAUGGAGAUAAGCUGCUUUGUGUACAGAAUGGAGAGAAGGAAGGCCGUGGUUGGACCCAGUGGAUUGAAGGAGAUGAAAUGCACCUGGAAAUAAGAGUGUGUGGAGUCACAUGUAAGCAGGUCUUUAAGAAGGUGCAGUGAGCUACUGCUGCUACAGGAAUGAAGAACAAUAGAAUUUACUGACUUGCCAGCAACUCUCCAAAUGCUAAUACUGAGCAUCCUCAGCUACAAGAGCAAACACAGAAAUGAAGAUCACAUUAGAACCAUAUAGUUGGAAUAAAAUAUUUUUAGGAAAUUGAAAAAAAUGACUGCAAAUUAAACUAUUUUUAGAAAUGCCAAUUAAAGAUACUAAACUCUCUAAA